Messenger RNA from Trichoderma harzianum CBS 226.95, 567 nucleotides. RefSeq lists its product as hypothetical. The record is from RefSeq and is a predicted model, not a curated record. The transcript has 4 exons. The coding region runs from base 1 to 567 and encodes 188 amino acids. NCBI's taxonomy places the organism in Eukaryota, Fungi, Ascomycota, Sordariomycetes, Hypocreales, Hypocreaceae.
AUGACACAGCCAUAUCGUAUCCAAUUUUCUCGCUCGACAGAGUCAAGGCGUUACUAUUUAGGUAUCCCUCGUACAAGCAGAGAACUUGAACUAUUACUAGGAAACGCGAAUAAAAACACGCGUGUUUCUGAAGAAGAUGAUCCUGAAGCAAUAUUAGAGUGCACCCGAGAAGAAUGGGAGUUAUCGACCGAAAUACCGCUUAAAGAAGAGCAACUUUCCGGUGAAAAGGCCGCUACAUUUACAACAAUCCGUCCUGCUAAGGGUGAAGAGGAGGAAUGCAGUGGAUUUAGUGAAGAUCCAAAAGCAAUUCAACCACUACCAGAAUAUAAGGGGGAUAUAAUUACUAAUGCAGAGCUCUUUGUUCAAAAAGAGAAUGAUAGCACAGAGAGAGUACUGCAGGAGAAAGAGGAAGAAGGCAGUACACAUGGUUAUAAUACUGAGGCGACUGCAGAAAUAACGGAGUCCGCCCAAGAUAUAUUGAUUGAGUAUACGAGAUCCAGGUUCGCUUCACGAAAACGAAAGAGGAGUGUAGACGAUGGUGCUGGGACGGAGGCCGAGGAUUUUUAG